CGAAAACGUCAAAGCGGCGGCUAUUCACGUAGAAACUCACGGGGCUUUUACAGCGUAGUGACCAGGAAACAUGCCUACAUUACGCAGUUAGCGCUAGAGAUCCAACCGCCGCAGGUGAGGUCAAAUGCAGAGGGAAGGGAAACCGCGUCGUUGACAGGCGCAGUGAACAAUCAUGUCUAGCCUUAACCGACGCGAAGAAACGGAGACUGACAAAGUGGUGUUGUGUGAGAGCCUUGCUAUAUGGCUCCAGACCUUCAACACUGCAGCACCAUGUACGACUGUAGAGGAGCUGACCACUGGAGCUGCCAUUUCUCAGGCCCUGCAUCAGAUAGAUCCAGCGUGGUUCAGUGAGAGUUGGCUUGGUCGCAUUAAAGAAGAUGUUGGGAAUAACUGGAGACUGAAGAUGAACAACCUGAAGAAGAUACUUCAGAUGAUGGUGGAUUACUACAAUGAGGUCCUGAGCCAGCAGAUCCAGGAGUUCCCCCUGCCAGACCUGGUGAAGGUGGCAGAACACUCAGACCCUAUAGAACUGGGACGACUGCUGCAGCUCACACUGGGCUGUGCUGUCAAAUGUGAACGCAAGCAAGAGUACAUCCAGAUCAUCAUGACUCUGGAGGAGUCCGUACAGCAUGUGGUGAUGACAGCCCUUCAGGAGCUGAUGAGUAAAGAGAACAUGGCCCAGUUUGGAGCAGAGCCACCGGGGGACGUAGAAUCACAGUUGAAGAAGGCUCUCGAGGACCUGACAGAUCUGAUGGCAGAAAAGGAGGAGCUAGCCCAGCGCUGUCAGGAACUCGACGUACAGGUGACGGUCCUUCAGGAGGAGCGGAACAGCCUAUUAGCUGAGAACGACGUGCUGACGGACCGAGCCAAUCAGCUGGACUCGUUUGAUGACCCGAGCACGCCCUCCGGACGGAAACACAGCCAGCUACAGAUACAGCUAGAGACACUACAGGAGGAGAACUUUAGGCUAGAGGCAGCUAAGGAUGACUACCGUAUCCACUGUGAGGAGUUGGAGAAGCAGCUGAUCGAGGUUCAGCAUCGUAACGACGAACUCACCAGCCUGGCAGAGGAGUCACGAGCACUUAAAGACGAACUCGAUAUCCUCAGGAGCUGUUCGGACCAUGCUGUGAAGCUGGAGGCGUCAGUGGAGACAUACAGGCGUAAACUGGAGGACCUGGGAGAUCUGAGAAGACAAGUCAAACUGCUGGAAGAGAAGAACAUGACCUACAUGCACAACACUGUCAGUCUGGAGGAGGAGCUACGCAAGGCUAACACUGCCCGUGCACAGCUAGAGACAUACAAGAGACAGGUCCAGGAGCUGUACUGGAAGUUGUCAGAAGAGUCUCGGCGGGCAGACAACCUUGCUUACGAAAAGAAGAAGUUUGAAGAGAAACUUGACGCCGUGAUGAUGGAGAAAGAGAGGAUCAUCAUUGAGCGAGACUCUCUGAAGGAGACCAAUGAGGAGCUGCGAUGUAACCAGGCUCAACAGGACCAGCUCCUACAAGCAGGGAUGGCAGGGAUGCCAGCUGGUACCCCAACCCAUGAUAACCUUUCUGCUGAGAUCCUACCUGUAGAGUACAGGGAGAAAUUUAUCCGGCUCCAGCAUGAGAAUAAGAUGUUGCGUGUGCAGCAGGAGGGAUCAGAGAAUGACAAGAUCUCUGAACUACAGACACUGCUAGAGGUGGCACACAGAACCUGCUCUGAACUGGACACUGACAACAGGUUAAACAGGGAGAGGGUCACUGAGCUGCAGCAGCAGGUAGAGGAUUUACAGAAAGCCCUACAGGGCCAGGGAGCCAAGACUGAUGACUCUCACCUGAAGAGGAAACUGGAUGCUCAUAUGGUGCAACUGAACGAGGCGCAGGAUGAGAUCAUGAAGAAGAAAGAACUCCUGGAGGACUUGCAGCCAGACAACACACAGACCUCUCUGAGACUGGAUGAGCUGAUGGCUGCUCUAAAGAAGAAGGAUGAUGACAUGAGAGCCAUGGAGGAGAGAUACAAGAUGUACCUGGAGAAAGCACGCAAUGUGAUCUGUGCAUUGGACCCCAAGCUGAACCCAGCCAAAGCAGAGAUCCAGGCUCUAAAGAACCAGCUGACGGACAGAGACAAGAGGAUCCUCAGCCUGGAGAGGGAGUGUGAGCAGGCAAAGCUGAGAGAGUAUGAAGAGAAGCUGAUUGUAACAGCAUGGUACAACAAGAGUCUGAGCCUCCAGAAGCUGGCGAUCGAGGCCCGUCUCGGGGGUCGCUCCACCUCCAUCGUGCCCCCAGUUCAGUCCUUCCUGACCCAGCAGCGCCAGGUCACCAACGCUGCCCGCAGGAAACUCUCUGUCAGCGUGCCUGCCACCACCACUAAGUAGACCUGGGAUGGGUGACUACUGAGGUGGGCCAGCGUGUGUACAGGCUUCUUCUAUUAAUGUUGAACCAUGAUUAGUUCGAUCAGGUGUGUUAGUGCUGGUCUGGAACAAAGGCCUGCUGACACUGCGGCCCUCUAGGACUGGGAUCUCCUACAUCUGACGUAAACAAACAAAUGGCUCCUCUCUAACUCCUUUCCAGAAAUGUACACUCAAGUGACCUUAAGCACAUUAGUUCUCAGUCCCUGGAGAGGGGACAAGCAUGCACUGACUGACUUGAACAUGAGCACUUACUCUAACCAGGUUCCCUCCUCACUGAUACACCAGACGGUAACAGUUAUACUCCUCACUACAGUUGAGGAUGUUUAUUAUCUCCGGUAAUGAGUUUGGUCUGGCAACCCUACCAACAUGCUUUAUUAGCUUAGCACAUAGCCUAGCACAUAACACUGACUGAGCCCUACAAUAUACCGGUGAUAGCCUAGCUAGCAGCAGGCUCUGACUAGCAGUGAUUCCUAACCUUGACAUCCUGACAUGUACACUGAGUGUAUAAAACAUUAAGAACACCUUCCAAAUAUUGACUCCUAUGCCUCCCACAGUUGUGUCAAG
Molecule: messenger RNA, 2956 nt
Organism: Oncorhynchus tshawytscha (Chinook salmon)
Lineage: Eukaryota; Metazoa; Chordata; Actinopteri; Salmoniformes; Salmonidae
Product: protein Hook homolog 1-like
Exons: 22
Coding region: 173-2356 (727 amino acids)
Biological process (GO): cytoskeleton-dependent intracellular transport; cytoplasmic microtubule organization
Cellular component (GO): centrosome; cytoplasm
Molecular function (GO): dynein light intermediate chain binding; microtubule binding
Source: RefSeq, a predicted model, not a curated record